Molecule: messenger RNA, 1235 nt
Organism: Lentinula edodes (shiitake mushroom)
Lineage: Eukaryota; Fungi; Basidiomycota; Agaricomycetes; Agaricales; Omphalotaceae
Product: SH3 domain-containing protein
Exons: 3
Coding region: 44-757 (237 amino acids)
Biological process (GO): plasma membrane tubulation; actin cortical patch localization; endocytosis
Cellular component (GO): actin cortical patch; mating projection tip; Rvs161p-Rvs167p complex
Molecular function (GO): lipid binding; protein binding
Source: RefSeq, a predicted model, not a curated record
CUUCACUCUCACCGCAACCAUCAACGUUCAACCAAUCUCAACCAUGACUGCCACUAAUUUCGAAGCCGACGCUCUUCUCGCUCAUGUCGUAUCUCAGGUCCAACAGAACGUAGAAUUCCUUGUAUCACACGACUAUUUGGCUCAAUCAGACGCCUCUGCCUUUCUAAGCAAAUUGGGCAAUGUUCGCGCAGGAGCUGCGCCUGGACCUGCUAUGCCUACACCUUCGCCUUUUGCACGGAGAUCUCCCGCAGUCAUAUCCCCUCAGCCUGUCAUGGCUAAGGCAAUUUGGGGAUACAACGAAGAUGGCGCUGAUGCCGCUGACCUUUCUUUUGCUGCUGGUGACAUGAUUGAAAUCUUGGAAGAAACAAAUUCAGAUUGGUGGACUGGAAAAAUAAAUGGGCGUCAAGCACUUUUUCCUUCAUCAUAUGUCGAAAAGGUUGUUGCACAUGCGCCCAUUGCCGCUGCCAUGCCUACACCUAUCCCUUCUACUGGUGGUAGAUCACUACCACCUGCAUUCAAUGGUGCCAAGGAAAAACCUGUCUAUAAACCAUUCGGCGCUGCACAUCAAAGCGCCAAUGCUCCUCCCCCACCGGACGCAGGGGUAAAUAACGUAGGUUUGCAGGAGGAUGCUGGUCAGGAAAAGAAGAAGAGCAAGUUCGGCAAGUACGGAAACACUAUGGCACAUUCAGCUGCUGGUGGUGUUGGAUUUGGCGCUGGUGCCGCUAUUGGUGGUGGUCUCGUCCGAGCAAUAUUUUGAUUUAUCCGUCUUGUUUUCUUCAGCACCGAGAUUUUGACUGGAUAUUUAUUGGUAUAUAUAUCGGGAAUUGGAAUUGCAGCAAUGGAUACUACGAUUUACUACCAUGCUAUCAGAAAUUCUUGUGUUUGAACGAUCGAAGAGAAUAAGGUCCUCCCUCCUUGGACUCACACUACACUGCAGUUUCUGAAAGGCAGAAUCAUUAACCUCUCGAUUUUGAGUCGAAGUGCUUACAGUAGUACUUCACCGACUCUGAAGGAGGAGGUCCUUGUAGGUUUCAAACGGCCUUGUUUUUCAAGAUCAUUCUGCAAAUAUAUUGAGCCGUAAUAUGGGUUGAGUAUGAUGUCAGGAGUCUGAUGAUCAUUGGUUGUAUACCUGUUACGGUAGUGGAGCCGUAGAUUCGUUUUGCUUGGUAAAUUGUCAUGUGGCAUUGGCAGUAAUUUUACGAGGCUGUAGUUUACGGAAGACUCGUCCUUAUGUA